Molecule: messenger RNA, 689 nt
Organism: Notolabrus celidotus (New Zealand spotty)
Lineage: Eukaryota; Metazoa; Chordata; Actinopteri; Labriformes; Labridae
Gene: txnl4a
Product: thioredoxin-like 4A
Exons: 4
Coding region: 216-644 (142 amino acids)
Biological process (GO): mRNA splicing, via spliceosome
Cellular component (GO): U4/U6 x U5 tri-snRNP complex; spliceosomal complex; U5 snRNP
Source: RefSeq, a predicted model, not a curated record
AACACGUGAUGCAAACACUGUGCGCCAACACCGUCGCUUGAUUUCUGACGUAAGCAUACGGCUUGCAACCAACGCAAGCUUUUCGUAAAGAUUCAUAGCUCAACUGGAUUUUGCUCUUUUGUUGACCUAAAACGACAUUUUACGACGGAGAACGUCUAAUUUCCCUCACAAAAGACAACCCUUUUUAAGCCUGGGAAUCGACAACAAGAGUCAAGAUGUCGUACAUGCUACCACAUCUCCACAAUGGCUGGCAGGUAGAUCAAGCCAUCCUCUCUGAGGAGGACCGAGUACUUGUGAUCCGCUUCGGACACGACUGGGACCCAACAUGUAUGAAAAUGGACGAGGUCCUCUACAGCAUCGCAGAGAAAGUAAAGAACUUUGCAGUCAUCUACCUGGUGGACAUCACAGAAGUACCUGACUUCAACAAGAUGUACGAGUUGUACGACCCCUGCACCGUCAUGUUUUUUUUCAGGAACAAACACAUCAUGAUUGAUUUGGGAACUGGAAACAACAACAAGAUAAACUGGACAAUGGAGGACAAGCAGGAGAUGAUUGACAUUGUUGAAACAGUAUACAGAGGUGCAAGAAAAGGAAGAGGUUUGGUGGUGUCUCCAAAGGAUUAUUCUACAAAAUACAGAUAUUGAUUUUUUUUUUUUCUCCCGGACAUUUUCCUUUUUUUGUGUGUCAUG